This is a messenger RNA of Cicer arietinum (chickpea), 2350 nucleotides long. RefSeq names its product trihelix transcription factor GTL2-like. NCBI's taxonomy places the organism in Eukaryota, Viridiplantae, Streptophyta, Magnoliopsida, Fabales, Fabaceae. The record is from RefSeq and is a predicted model, not a curated record.
UGAUGAGUCAAUAGGUGUGGCAGCAGCUAUAAUGAUAAUUUUGGAUUUUGUGUGUGAAAAGAGGGAAAUAAAAGAGUUUGAAACGUAGUUAGAUUGAGUUGUCCAAAUAUUUAAAUUCACAUUGCCUUAGUUUGACGCCAUCAACACGUCACUAACACUAAAAUUGAGAUGAAUUUAAUAAUAUAAAAAUCAAAAUCGUGAUUUCCAUUGGAUGAUAAAGAAGAGAAGAGAGUGAUGGUGGUGCAUGUUGAGUAGAGUGGGUGGUGGGAAUAGCAAAGUAGGAAAAAUGUUGGAUGGAGAAGCAGAGGAGGAGUAUGAUAGUAAUUUGUCAGUCCAAUAUUCAAUUUCAUCAUCAAACAAUCACAUAACCUUUAAUCCUUCCACUAUUUCUCAUUCUCAUCAUCAAUAUCAAUUCCUCCCACACCUUCAAACAAACCUCUUUCCUCAGAUCCAAACACAACCACCACCACCGCCGCCGCCACCGUUCAUCCAUUCAGCUUCCGCCUGGACCGACGAGGAGCUUCUCGCACUCUUCAACAUCAGAUCUACCAUCCACAAUUCCUUUCCAGAUCAACUCACUUGGGACCAUGUCUCAAGGAAGCUAGCAGAGCUUGGGUUUAAAAAAAGUGCUGAAAAGUGUAAGGAGAAAUUUGAAGAUGAAAACAGAUCAUAUUUCAAGAAUAUUGAUAGUUAUCGGUUUGUUAGUGAGCUACAAGGACUUUAUGAUCAAUGUCAUGAUGAUCAUGGUGAUGUUGUUACCAAAGAUGAAAAUUCAAAGGACAUUGUCAUGACAAAACAAUGUGGUGAUGAUGAUGAUGAUGAGAAGGUGAUAUUGGAAAAAUCAAAGGAAAUAAGAAAGAGAAAGAGGAGAGAUAGGUUUGAAAUGUUCAAGUGUUUUUGUGAGAGUGUUGUGAACAACAUGAUGUCACAACAAGAACAAAUACACAACAAACUACUUGAAGACAUUCUCAAAAGAGAUGAAGAAAAGGUUGCUAAAGAAGAAGCAUGGAAAAAGCAAGAAAUGGAAAGAAUGAACAAGGAGCUUGACAUCAUGGCACAAGAACAAGCUAUUGCAAAUGAUAGACAAGCCAACAUUAUUCAAUUCUUCAACAAAUAUCUAAAUGGAAACAACAAAAGUUCAAAAGGUUGUUCUUCUUCUUCUCCUUCUCCUCCUACUCAAUUGCACUCACAAAACCCUAAUUAUGAUCUUCCUUCUACAAGAAACAACAACAAUCUUGAAUCAUCAACAACACCUUGUUCUAAUUCUAAUAUUAUGAUAGAAGAAAACCCUAGCUCAAGUGACAAUGUAGUAGUAGUAGUACCAUUACAACAAGUUCCUUCUUCUUCUUCCAAUAAUAAUAAUAAUCCAAUAUUAGAGUCAAAUUCCACAAGUACCCUUGUUGAUUCAAGAAUGGAGGAUAUUAAGAGAAGGUGGCCAAGAGAUGAAGUGUUGGCAUUGAUAAACCUAAAGUGUAUAAGUUCAAACAACAAUAAUAAUGUUGAAGAAAAGGAAGGAAAUAAUAAUAAUAAUAAUGAUAAUAAGGGACCUUUGUGGGAGAGAAUAUCUCAAGGGAUGUUAGAGUUGGGAUACAAGAGAAAUGCAAAGAGGUGUAAAGAAAAAUGGGAAAACAUAAACAAGUAUUUUAGAAAGACAAAAGAUGUUGUGAGUAAGAAGAAAAGGUCAUUGGAUUCUAGGACCUGUCCUUAUUUUCAUCAACUUAGUUGUUUGUAUAAUAAGCAGCAGGAGAAGCAGGGAGGAGGAAAACUAAUUUCUCUUCAUCCAAACAUAAAUUCAGCUCAUCAAUCUUCUGAUUCUCCAGUGGCUUCUGGCGGCAUGAACAAUGGUUGCCAGCCAGCUCAGCCUCCAGUUCCAAGUAAAGAUUUUCCCCGCAACAUAUCAACUUUUGAUCGUAAGUAACACCAGUUACAGCUAGACCAUAUUUCACUACUAGGUAACUGUUUCAUCUGAUAAAGCCAUACUAUUUAUUAGCUCAACUAAAAUUAACAAUUUGUAAUGUACUUAAUCUGAAUUGUUGAUGAAUAAAUUUCCACAAAUUAUCAGUUAAAGAUUGGAACUGCUCAACCUACCCAUAAACUGUUUGGAUCUAGUUACAAAAAAAAUUGGUUAUGAAAAUGAUCUUAUAUGAUACUAUCGUAUGCACACCCAAUAGAACUUUCUAACAGCAAAAGCAAAGGAUAUAUACUCUUGCUUCUGUGUUUUUGGACUAAAAAAUCUUUCAAACUUUCAAUUAGACCAACAGUUGAUAGGAUGCUGCAAAAUAGAUAAUCAAAACUGUCAUUUUGUUCACUCCUGCAUAAAUUUAGAGAGGGAAAUAGAUGCUUGAUUUCA